Protobothrops mucrosquamatus (brown spotted pit viper) is the source of this 600-nucleotide messenger RNA. RefSeq names its product LY6/PLAUR domain containing 6 (gene LYPD6). The record is from RefSeq and is a predicted model, not a curated record. Gene Ontology annotation, biological process: positive regulation of canonical Wnt signaling pathway. The transcript is spliced from 4 exons. Gene Ontology annotation, molecular function: acetylcholine receptor inhibitor activity. NCBI's taxonomy places the organism in Eukaryota, Metazoa, Chordata, Lepidosauria, Squamata, Viperidae. Bases 1 to 510 code for a protein of 169 amino acids.
AUGGAAUCCUGGCCUACGCUGGGCUGGCUCCUCUUCCUUAGCUUAAUUGCUGACUGUCUGAAGGGAACGCGAGGGCGAGACUUUACAGUGAAAGAUAUUGUGUACCUUCAUCCUUCAACAACUCCAUACCCUGGUGGAUUCAAAUGUUUUACCUGUGAACAAGCAGUAGAUAACUACGAAUGCAACCAGUGGGCUCCAGAUGUAUACUGUCCCAGAGCCACAAGAUACUGCUAUUCUCAACAUACCCUGGAAGCCAAUGGAAAGAGUGUAUCAGUCACCAAGCGAUGCGUGCCACUGGAGGAUUGUUUGACUACAGGAUGCAUCGCUCUCCAGCAUAAAGGACUCAAGGUAUGCACUUCUUGCUGUGAAGGAAACAUCUGCAACUUAACAUUACCUAGGAAUUCUAGUGAUGCUAUAUUUUCAACAACAACGCCUAUCAAUCAUACACAGAGACAUUGGCAAGAUGCAUCCAUAAUAAUGAUGGGUCUCCUGUCACUCUUUGCUACGUAGACCUUUUCGGAUAAAUUAAACAUCAAGGAAAUCAGUGGGUUGAAAAUAUUUAUGCACACAAUAUGACCUUAAUUUAAUAUAUGCUUUUCA